AUGGGCAUGCGCAACUGCCUCUACGGCAAUAAUAUGUCAGGACAACGCGAUAUCCCCCUUGAGCCCGAGGAACAGCCCGAGCAACCAUCUCUGGAGGCCUCAGGGGCAGCUGCCCCCAGUGCUGGGCCUGGCGCAGCCGAAGAAAUGGAGGCCCAAUCGCCUCCCAGGGAGCCCAUCCCCAUCGAGACUGAAGGCGAGGCCUGUGGACCUCCAGAGGCCUCCAGACCCAACGUCCAGAGUGAGGCAGUCCAGGAAGCCGGAGCCCAUGGAGGCUACAGCCCACCUCCAGAGGAGGCCAUGCCCUUCGAGGUCAAGCAGCCCAGCGUGGGAGGCUUCUGGCCGGCCCUGGAGCAGCCUGGAAACGCCAGGGGGGCCCUUAGCCCAGUGCUGGUGCAGCCCAGAGCCCGCUGGGAGGCCAGACCAGACCUGGGCAGCUACAGCCCUCCGCCCGAAGAGGCCAUGCCCUUCGAGAGCGAGCAGCCUGCCCAGGGAGCGUGCAGCCAGCCUCUCCUGCAGAUCUCCGAGCUCGCGCCAGGAGGCCCGGCCGUGGGGGUCUUUAGCGCCCCCUCAGAGGAGCCCCAAGUCCGCAGACCUGCCUACGCAGGCUGCGGAGGAAACUGCAGCCCUCCCCCUGAGGAGGCGAUGCCAUUUGCGUUUGAUGGAGCAGCCUUGGGGGACGACAGCCCACCCCCUGGGCUCCCCCGAGCUACCCUACAAAUCCACGACGGUGGCGGCGGCCACUUCGCGGCAGUCGCGGAGCCGCGUGCGAUCCUCCUCGCUCCCGCCGCGAACGAGCCCCCCCUCUGGGACCCAGGAGCCAGCGUCAGCACAUCCGGAGAGGCUGUCAGAGCUCCUCCACACUUCGUGGGCGACAGCCCCCCGAUGGAGGUCUCCGGACCCCAGCUCGAGAUUGGUAGCGCCCCCGCUGGGGUCGACGACGCUCCCGUCAACAUGGACAGCCCCCCAAUCGCGCCUGACAGCCCGCCCAUCGAGGUCUCCGGAGCCCCAGUUAAGAGAGAGCCAGCAGAGGGAGAGAGACCCCCAGUUGAAGGCGAAGCAGCCGAGAUGGAAGGAAGCUCAGCCGCUGCAGCCGCAGCCGCAGCCGCAGCCGCAGAGGGAGACAAACUCCCUCCUCUCGGAGACGGAGACCGAAACCGAGACGGAGACGGAGACGGAGACGGAGACCGAGCUCCUGCCGCCGGGGCCCCUGCUGCCGCCCCCGAAGCUCCAGACGCCGGGGCAGCCGCCGCUGCCUCAGCUGCCCCAGCAGCUCCGGAAGCCCCAGCAGCUCCAGAAGCCACAGCAGCUCCAGAAGCCCCAGCAGCGCCCGCUGCCCCGGCCACUCCAGCCGCCCCGGCCGCUCCCGCCGCCCGAGCAGCUUCUGCUACCCGGCCCGCUCUCGCCGCCAGGCCGGCUGCCCGUGCGGCCCGAGCCGCCCGAGCCGCCCAAGCAGCUCGAGCCGUGUCUGCUGCCUGGGCAGCCCCAGCCCCAGCCCCAGCCCCAGUCCCAGCCCCAGGCCCAGCCAGCGGAGCCCGCCCCAACCCCCGUUUCCUUAGACCCCCCAGCCCCGAGAUCCAGGCUGCCGAUCCGCCUACUCCGCAGCCUGCUCGCUCGUAUGCCUGGCGGGCCGGGUCCGAGCGCGGCCGCGACGACCGCGACGACGGAGGAUCGGCCAGCAGCAGCGAUGAGUCCGACGAGAGGGCCUUCGGAUGCUUCGUCUGCUGUCAGCAGAAGCGAGAUCACCCCAGACCAAAGCCGAAGUGUAACUUGUUCCGCAACUUCUUCGAUCGGGCCUUCCAGAGCUGCUUCGGCCAACCUGAGAACGACGAGUUCAGAGUCCCGCACAGUCCCAAGGUCACGACGAUUCCUAUGGUGGAGACUUGCAGACCGAUGUGCCUGGAAACCCAGGAGCAGCGCUUCCAGAUGCGCGAGCAGAGGAAGCGCAGCCAGCUCAUCGACCGGCAGCUACAGGAGGAGAAGAUGGGUUACACGUGUACGCACCGCCUGCUGCUUCUAGGGAGAAAAGAGGUGGUGUACAACACUGGGGGUCGUUUCCAGCUGGACAAACCAGCGACCGUAGGACGACCCCAAAUCCUGGGGUGGGGGACGGCAAGAAAGGCGGGGUCCUCAGGUGCGGGAGAGUCUGGUAAAAGCACCAUUGUCAAGCAAAUGAGGAUUCUGCAUGUUAAUGGGUUUAAUGGAGAGGGCGGCGAAGAGGACCCGCAGGCUGCCAGGAGCAACAGCGAAGGUGAGAAGGCCACCAAAGUGCAGGACAUCAAAAACAACCUGAAGGAGGCCAUUGAAACCAUUGUGGCCGCCAUGAGCAACCUGGUGCCGCCCGUGGAGCUGGCCAACCCCGAGAACCAGUUCCGCGUGGACUACAUUCUGAGUGUGAUGAACGUGCCCGACUUUGAUUUCCCUCCCGAAUUCUACGAGCACGCCAAGGCUCUGUGGGAGGACGAGGGCGUCCGAGCCUGCUAUGAGCGCUCCAACGAGUACCAGCUGAUUGACUGUGCCCAGUACUUCCUGGACAAGAUUGAUGUCAUCAAGCAGGACGACUAUGUCCCCAGCGAUCAGGACCUGCUUCGCUGCCGUGUCCUGACUUCUGGAAUCUUUGAGACCAAGUUCCAGGUGGACAAAGUCAACUUCCACAUGUUUGACGUGGGCGGCCAGCGUGACGAACGCCGCAAAUGGAUUCAAUGCUUCAAUGAUGUGACUGCCAUCAUCUUCGUGGUGGCCAGCAGCAGCUACAACAUGGUCAUUCGGGAGGACAACCAGACCAACCGCCUGCAGGAGGCUCUGAACCUCUUCAAGAGCAUCUGGAACAACAGAUGGCUGCGCACCAUCUCUGUGAUUCUGUUCCUCAACAAGCAAGACCUGCUCGCUGAGAAAGUCCUUGCUGGAAAAUCGAAAAUUGAGGACUACUUUCCAGAAUUUGCUCGCUACACUACUCCUGAGGAUGCGACUCCUGAGCCUGGAGAGGACCCACGCGUGACCCGGGCCAAGUACUUCAUCCGCGACGAGUUUCUGAGAAUCAGCACUGCCAGUGGAGAUGGGCGCCACUACUGCUACCCUCACUUCACCUGCGCUGUGGACACCGAGAACAUCCGCCGUGUGUUCAACGACUGCCGCGACAUCAUCCAGCGCAUGCACCUCCGUCAGUAUGAGCUGCUCUAAGAAGGGAACCCCCAAAUUUAAUUAAAGCCUUAAGCACAAUUAAUUAAAAAUGAAAUGUACACGCAGUUAAUCACCCACCAUAGGGCAUGAUUAACAAAGCAACCUUUCCUCUCCCCCUUGAGUGAUUUUGCGAAACCCCCUUUUCCCUUUCAGCUUGCUUAAAUAUUCCAAAUUUAGAAAGCUUAAGGCGGCCUUCAGAUAAAGAAAAAGAAAAAAAAGGCCAAAAUGGUUCCCUCUCUCUUUAAGUAACUAAAAUUAACAGCAGCAAACAGAAAUAAAAGAAAUAAAUGAAUUAAAUGAAUUAAAUAUUGUCUUGUGCAGCAUUAAAAAAUCAAUAAAAAUUUAAAAAUAGCA
Molecule: messenger RNA, 3531 nt
Organism: Myotis lucifugus (little brown bat)
Lineage: Eukaryota; Metazoa; Chordata; Mammalia; Chiroptera; Vespertilionidae
Gene: GNAS
Product: GNAS complex locus
Exons: 15
Coding region: 1-3177 (1058 amino acids)
Biological process (GO): sensory perception of chemical stimulus; adenylate cyclase-activating dopamine receptor signaling pathway
Cellular component (GO): heterotrimeric G-protein complex
Molecular function (GO): D1 dopamine receptor binding; insulin-like growth factor receptor binding; corticotropin-releasing hormone receptor 1 binding
Source: RefSeq, a predicted model, not a curated record